AUGUCUUCCACAAAUGGCCACACCGCGAACGAGGAAUCCCUAAGUCUCAUCACCCAACUGCAAGCCCUGGCAUCGAGGCUCAGCAACCCCCACGAUGUCGACGCCCGCAAACAAUGCCUGCAGCUCAGCAAAGGCCUCACCGUGCAACUGGAACAGCCCGAGAACAUCGCGGUGGACAUGGCCUUUGCGCCCAUGGUCGCCACCAGCGCUCGUAUCGCCGUGGACCUGAAUCUCUUCGCGCACAUCGUGCAGGCGCACGCGCCCAUCACCGCCGCAAGCCUGGCCGCUUUGUCCGGUGCGGAAGAACUGUUAAUCGUGCGCAUUCUGCGCCUCCUCGCCGCCGUCCACUUCGUCCACGAGGUCGCGCCGCAGACCUGGACGGCCACCCGCAUCACGCACGCGAUGGCCACGGAGGAGAUCGCAGCCGGCCACCGCAUGGUGUCGCGGCUGAUCGUGCCGGCCAUGCAGAGCGCGCCGGCCUACUUCCACGAGCGCGGGUACCGCUGCCCCUUCGACCCGACGGACGGGCUGAUGCAGUACGCCUUCGGGAGCACGCAAAGCACCUUCGACCGCAUCGCCGCCGACCCGGCCCUGCUCCGCGACUUCAACACCUUCAUGAGAAACACCAUGGGCGCGCGGAAGUACUGGGUGGACUGGUAUCCCGUGCAGGAGCGGAUCCUGGAUGGCUUUGCCGCCGACACGGCGGCGGCGGCGGCGUUGCUGGUGGACGUCGGCGCGGGCAAGGGGCAUGACCUGCUGGCCUUCCGGGCCAGGUUCCCCGACGCGGGCGGCCGGCUGGUGCUGGAGGACCUGCCCGCGGUCAUUGACGGGCUGAAGGAGGUGGAGGGGGAGGGGGAGCCGGCCAUCGAGACGGUGCCCUAUGACUUCUUCACAGAGCAGCCGGUCGUCGGCGCCCGCGUCUACUUCUACCACCACCAUACCCUCCAUGAUUGGUCAGACCCCUACUGCCUCUGGAUCCUGCAGCAGGUGGCCGCCGCCAUGACUCUGGGGUUCUCGAAGCUGCUCGUGCAUGAGAUCAUCGUCUCGGACCAGAGGGCCGCCCAGUUCCAGGCGCAGUUCGAUAUGACGAUGAUGGCCUUUAACUCGGGGAUCGAGCGCACCCGCCCGCAGUGGCAGACCCUGCUGGAGGCGGCCGGUCUGACGGUGGUCGGGGUGUGGGAUUCGGUCAAUGAGGGCGGCGAUGGGAUUGUGGAGGCCAUGAAGCUAUAGUACUGUACUUAAUCCUGAGGUCUAACUGGCUGC
Aspergillus japonicus CBS 114.51 is the source of this 1263-nucleotide messenger RNA. RefSeq names its product S-adenosyl-L-methionine-dependent methyltransferase. Gene Ontology annotation, molecular function: O-methyltransferase activity. The record is from RefSeq and is a predicted model, not a curated record. The coding region runs from base 1 to 1230 and encodes 409 amino acids. The transcript is spliced from 3 exons. Lineage: Eukaryota; Fungi; Ascomycota; Eurotiomycetes; Eurotiales; Aspergillaceae.